Messenger RNA from Phytophthora sojae, 885 nucleotides. RefSeq lists its product as hypothetical. The transcript is spliced from 2 exons. Gene Ontology annotation, molecular function: oxidoreductase activity, acting on the CH-OH group of donors, NAD or NADP as acceptor; NAD binding. Bases 1 to 885 code for a protein of 294 amino acids. Lineage: Eukaryota; Oomycota; Peronosporomycetes; Peronosporales; Peronosporaceae. The record is from RefSeq and is a predicted model, not a curated record.
AUGUCGCCCUUCUGGCCGGCCUACAUCACGCGCGAGCGCAUCGCCAAGGCGCCCAAGCUCAAGCUGGCCAUCACGGCCGGCGUCGGCUCCGACCACGUGGACCUGGCGGCCGCCUGCGACCGCAACAUCACGGUGGCCGAGGUCACGGGCUCCAACGUCGUGAGCGUGGCCGAGCACGUCGUCAUGAUGAUCCUCUCGCUCGUGCGCAACUACAUGCCCGCGUACCAGCAGGUGGUGGCCGGCCACUGGGACAUCGCGGCCAUCGCCAACCACGCGCACGACCUCGAGGCCAAGCACGUGGGCACGGUGGCCGCCGGCCGCAUCGGGCUGCGCGUCAUGCGGCGCCUCCGGCCCUUCGACGUCAAGCUGCACUACACGGACAAGGUGCGGCUGCCGGCCGACGUCGAGAAGGAGCUCAACGUCAAGUGGCACCCGACGGUCGAGGACAUGGUCAAGGAGUGCGACGUCGUGACCAUCAACUGCCCGCUGCACCCGGAGACGGAGAACCUCUUCGACGCCGAGAUGCUCCGCAAGAUGAAGAAGGGCGCGUUCCUCGUCAACACGGCGCGCGGCAAGAUCGUGGACAGGGACGCGCUCGUCAAGGCCGUCGAGAGCGGCCACAUCCAGGGAUACGCCGGAGACGUGUGGUUCCCGCAGCCGGCGCCCGCCGACCACCCGUGGCGCAACAUGCCGCGCCACGCCAUGACGCCGCACUACUCGGGCACGACGCUGGACGCGCAGGCGCGCUACGCCGCGGGCACCAAGGAGAUCCUCGAGCGCUUCUUCGAUGGCAAGCCGCAGCGACCCGAGUACCUCAUCGCCGAGGGCGGCAAGGUCACCAGCCCCUCCUACACGCACGGAGACGCCACCUCCGGAUCGCUCUAA